AAACUAUAGCUAGUACAGUCACAUUGCUUGUUUGGGUUUUGGAGCUAGCCCAAAACCAAGAAAGAUGUUUGUUGUUUCUUCUCAAAUGUUGUUAAGCUUGUUCUUCUUCUUCUAUUAUGUCUCAUGUCUUGUUGGCAUUGCACAUUGUUCCAAUGGCACAAGAAGAGCACCACUUCAUCGUCACCAACUCUCAAUUGACUUCUACUCCAAGACUUGUCCUCAACUGGACCAGCUCGUCUCCUCAGUCACCUCUCGACGUUUCCGGGAGUCUCCGGUCUCGGCUCCGGCCACCAUUCGUCUUUUUUUCCAUGAUUGUUUUGUUGAAGGAUGUGAUGGAUCAAUAUUGAUAGCGGGUAGUGAUGGAAGUAAAGUCGGAGUGGAAAGAGAUGUUGGAGAUAAUAAGAGUUUGGCUCAAGAGAGUUUUGAGUUAGUUAAUGAAGUGAAGAGUCUUGUGGAGACCAAGUGCCCUGGUGUUGUUUCUUGUGCUGAUGUUCUUGCCAUUGCUGCUAGAGAUUUCGUUCAUUUGGCAGGAGGACCAUACUACCAAGUAAAGAAAGGAAGAAGAGACAGCAAAGUCUCAUUAGCAUCAAAGGUGAAGCUGAACCUCCCAAAGUCCAACUCCACCAUUGAUGAACUCCUCCAUCUCUUCACCUCCAAAGGCCUCAAUGUCACAGACCUGGUCGCCCUCUCAGGUGCACAUACCAUUGGUUUCUCACACUGUGAUCAAUUCCUCACUCGUCUUUACAACUACAAUGGCACCAAGAAACCUGACCCAUUUAUUGACCCUCGCCUUCUUAAAGCUCUUCAAAUGUAUUGCCCUCGCUUUGGUGGUAACUCUGAUAUCAUGGCACCUUUUGACGUGCAAACGCCGUUUGUUUUUGAUCAUAUGUAUUAUGGUAAUCUUGAGGCUAACAUGGGGUUGCUUGCCACUGAUCAAGGGUUGCUCUUGGAUGCUAGGACAAGGCCUUUGGUGCAAGCUUUUGGGAAGGAUAAGGGUUUGUUUUUUCAAGCCUUUUCUUUGGGGAUGGAGAAGAUGGGUGCUAUUAGGGUUAAGAGAGGUAGGAAAGGAGAGAUUAGGAAGGUUUGUAGUAAACAUAAUAACAACUUGGUUUCAUGAAUAUGUGUGUGUGUGUGUGUGUGUGUGUGUGUGUUUUUUG
Messenger RNA from Dioscorea cayenensis subsp. rotundata (Guinea yam), 1157 nucleotides. Its product is annotated as peroxidase 19. The transcript is spliced from 3 exons. The record is from RefSeq and is a predicted model, not a curated record. The coding region runs from base 65 to 1117 and encodes 350 amino acids. NCBI's taxonomy places the organism in Eukaryota, Viridiplantae, Streptophyta, Magnoliopsida, Dioscoreales, Dioscoreaceae. Gene Ontology annotation, molecular function: peroxidase activity; heme binding. Gene Ontology annotation, biological process: hydrogen peroxide catabolic process; response to oxidative stress.